CGGCCGCCGGGGCGGAAGCAACCCCCUCGCGGGGGCGCCCGACCAGUCACAGCCAGCCGGACCAGUCCGCCGCCCCGCCGGAAGUGCCCUCUCGGCCCGCCGCGCCGCGCCGCGGGAAGAUGGCGCAGGAGGCAGGCGACAUGGAAGAUGGGCAGCUUUCUGACUCGGAUUCCGACAUGACGGUGGCACCCAGCGACAGGCCGCUGCAGGUGCCGAAAGCACUAGGUGGGGACUGUGCAGUGAGGCCCUUCCAGAGUACUGCAACAGUGUGUGCUCCGGUAUCACAUUAUCGGACUGUUAAAAGUGUGGAUUCAAGUGAGGAGAGUUUUUCGGAUUCAGAUGAUGAUAGCUCUCUCUGGAAACGCAAACGACAAAAAUGUUUUAACACUCCUCCCAAACCAGAGCCUUUUCAGUUUGGCCAGAGCAGCCAGAAACCGCCUAUUGCUGGAGGGAAGAAGGUUAACAACAUAUGGGGUGCUGUGCUGCAGGAACAGAGUCAAGAUGCAGUGGCCACUGAACUUGGUAUCUUGGGAAUGGAGGGCACUAUUGACAAAAGCAGGCAAUCCGAGACGUACAAUUAUUUGCUUGCUAAGAAACUUAAGAGGGAAUCCCAAGAGCAUACAAAAGAAUUAGACAAAGAGCUAGAUGAAUAUAUGCAUGGUGGCAAAAAAACGGGAUCAAAGGAGGAGGAAAACGGGCAAGGUCAUCUCAAAAGGAAACGACCUGUCAAAGACAGACUAGGAGACAGACUAGAAAUGAACUAUAAAGGCCGAUAUGAGAUCACAGAGGACGAUUCUCAAGAGAAAGUGGCUGAUGAAAUUUCUUUCAGGUUGCAGGAACCAAAGAAAGAUUUGAUAGCCCGAGUAGUGAGGAUAAUUGGGAACAAAAAGGCAAUUGAACUUCUGAUGGAAACUGCUGAAGUUGAACAAAAUGGUGGCCUUUUUAUAAUGAAUGGUAGUCGAAGAAGAACACCAGGUGGAGUUUUCCUGAAUCUCCUGAAGAACACUCCUAGUAUCAGUGAGGAACAAAUUAAGGACAUUUUUUACAUUGAAAAUCAAAAGGAAUAUGAAAAUAAAAAAGCUGCUAGGAAGAGAAGAACACAAGUGCUGGGAAAAAAGAUGAAACAAGCUAUUAAAAGCCUAAAUUUUCAAGAAGAUGAUGAUACAUCACGAGAGACUUUUGCAAGUGACACAAAUGAGGCCCUGGCCUCUCUUGAUGAAUCACAGGAAGGACACGGAGAAUCGAAGUUGGAUGUGGAGGAAGCCAUUGAGGUUGAUCAUUCUCAUGAUUUGGACAUCUUUUAGGACAUUUUGAGAAAUAAGCCUUUCUAAGAUACCAUUGUAAUAAACCAUUUCUACUGAGAUUGCUUUAUUUUACUUUGCACUGAUAAACCCAAAAAUCUGGAGAGAACUGUUGUCUUGUUUUAAAUAAAAUUGAAUAUGUGGGAGAUGAAUGCAAUAAGAACAUUUAAAACUUUCUCAUGUAUGACAAACUACUUAAAAGUAUAUAGCAGAGGAUUUAAUUUCUCAAUCUGUUGCAUGUGCUAAUCAUUACUAGUUGAUAAUCAGUUUUGUCCAGGUCAUAUAACAUGCCAUUCAAAAGUUUGUUUUCUUUUUCUGAUUUAUCUUUGCGGUGAUUUAUGAUUGGUUUCAAACAUUCCAUUAAAAGAUCCUAAGACAUAAAUGGUUAAGCUAUUACAAAUGCAUUCAAAUUUAGUUUUUCUGUGUUCUAAGAACUCUUAAGCAGUUUUAAUAAUAGAGACUAAAAAUAGGUUUAUACUAGUGGCUCUUCCCACUUGUUUGUCCAGAAGUAAAUAAACAUCAGAAGCUUUUCAAAGAAGUAUCUGUUCUUAACUUUAACUUUGUUUUUGACCUCUUAUUAGUUACCUUGGUCAUAUAUUAAAUACUGAAUAUGAUCCAUACCUGCAUAAUUACCAUGACAUUUAAAAAAUUCCCAGUGACAGCCUGCCUAAGACUGUUUUACCUUAUGUUAAGGAAGUUAGGUAUUAAAAAUGUUUCAUCUGCAUGAUGUUUAAAAUUAUUCAUUUUUAUUUAAGGAAAUAAAGGUAGUUUACUUAAGAUGUUCCAGGAGUUGACUACAGUUUACAAAACAGAUUAAGCAAAAAUAUGUAGGGAGCAAUUAUUAACAAUUCUUUGCAGCAGUGUACUUGAAGUCUUUCAGUAGUUUCUGAAAUACAUGAUCAUUGAAGUUGGAGCUAAGUAUCUAAGCAGGGAAAGAAAAGGAAAUGGUAAUUGGUUACAUUUUAUUCAUAAAGAAUGCAAAAAUAAAAUUGGAGUUCUGGCAGUCCUUAA
Messenger RNA from Balaenoptera acutorostrata (minke whale), 2312 nucleotides. RefSeq names its product phosphorylated adaptor for RNA export (gene PHAX). The coding region runs from base 120 to 1304 and encodes 394 amino acids. Gene Ontology annotation, biological process: snRNA export from nucleus. NCBI's taxonomy places the organism in Eukaryota, Metazoa, Chordata, Mammalia, Artiodactyla, Balaenopteridae. The record is from RefSeq and is a predicted model, not a curated record. The transcript has 5 exons. Gene Ontology annotation, cellular component: nucleus.